UCCGCCUCACAUGGAGCUGAGCGGCUCGACACAGCUGUUUCACUGAAAAUGGAUGCCAACAUUGUUGUAAUGGGGACAGAGAGUGUCGGAAAAUCAGCGCUUACUGUGCGCCUCUUAACUCGCAGAUUCAUUGGAGAGUAUGGAGAUAUUGAGUCCAUCUAUAGUCACAGUUUUAUGGUAGAUGGGAGGGAAAUCACUCUUAAUAUUUGGGAUCCCCCUUAUUCUGAGGAUUCGUCUGUGGAGAUGUCACACUUGGAGAAGAAGGUCCAGUGGGCCGACGGCUACGUUCUCGUCUACAGCAUCUGUGACAGGGCCAGUUUCAACACCGUCAGCAGGCUUAUUCAGAUAAUCAAGUCCACCAGAGACUUCCUGAACGCAGACAAAGCACCCAUAGUAAUUGUGGGUAACAAGAGGGACCUGCACCACAGACGGACAGUGCUGAGCGAGGAGGGCCGCCUCCUGGCUCUCAACACAGACUGUCACUUCUACGAGGUGUCAGCAGCCGAGAACUACCACAGCGUGCUCAUGGUGUUUCAAGGGCUGGUGGGCAGGAUGAAGGAUGCCAAGGUGACCAUGAAGAGGCCUCUGGGGUUCAAGGGGAUAGUGAAAAGCAUGUCUGCAGUAUUUGCCAGAAAAAGGACCGACUCUUUUUAGAAAAACGGUGACAAAAGAGGAAGGAGUUAUCUUUUAAUCUACAUAAGAGAUGUGUAUUCCACUGAAGUCACAUCGUCGUGGUGCCAAAGAUAUGAAGUCGUUCCCACUGCAGAGGUGCUGACACUGCAGAGAUGGGAGCUGCUUUUCAGAAAAAAGCGUGGAAAAGACUUCAGAGAAGAUCUAAAGCUAUUAAGCCUCAGAAGACACAACGACAGAACAGUGUCAGAGAGGUUAUGGAUGUGUCAAGAUGAUAACUGCACUUCAAGCAAGCUACCUUUUGACUGAUAAAAACACAUUAAAUAGUCGUUUUACAGACACUUGACAUGUUAAAUGAGGUGAUGUUUUGCUAGCUGUGGCCUCAGAUUGGAAGACAUGCUAGGCACAAAUGAAAUGUGCCUUUAUGUAUGAUGCAUAUGCCAAAGAUAAUAAAGUGUAAAGACUGACUCUUCAAACCACAAGUUACAUUAUUGAAAUGUGGGCAAAAGUUAAUUCAACAUUAUCCUGCUCAAUCCUGC
This is a messenger RNA of Scomber japonicus (chub mackerel), 1169 nucleotides long. RefSeq names its product Ras-related and estrogen-regulated growth inhibitor-like protein. The transcript is spliced from 4 exons. Bases 49 to 654 code for a protein of 201 amino acids. The record is from RefSeq and is a predicted model, not a curated record. Gene Ontology annotation, molecular function: GTP binding; GTPase activity. Lineage: Eukaryota; Metazoa; Chordata; Actinopteri; Scombriformes; Scombridae.